Mobula hypostoma (lesser devil ray) is the source of this 4277-nucleotide messenger RNA. Its product is annotated as F-box/LRR-repeat protein 20. Gene Ontology annotation, biological process: SCF-dependent proteasomal ubiquitin-dependent protein catabolic process. NCBI's taxonomy places the organism in Eukaryota, Metazoa, Chordata, Chondrichthyes, Myliobatiformes, Myliobatidae. The record is from RefSeq and is a predicted model, not a curated record. Gene Ontology annotation, cellular component: SCF ubiquitin ligase complex. The transcript is spliced from 13 exons. Bases 3086 to 4090 code for a protein of 334 amino acids. Gene Ontology annotation, molecular function: protein binding.
UGGUCAAGGAUGAAGACAGCUGAGAGUGAGAAGCAGAAACACAAAAUCUACCAGUUUUGGAAUCUGAUGUUAGGUCCAUUUGAGGAGAGGUGAAAGGCAGAUAGAUCCAGAAACGCAUGGGGGCGGGAGAGCCAGUAGGUAAAAUAUGAGGGUAGUACAUUGAUGUAACUUGGGGGCGGUUUCUAUGGGGAAGGAGGCAAAAGUAGGUAUACUUGAGUAACACACAAAAUGCUAGUUUAAGAUGCAGCAUCUGAACGUGGGCAGUAGCUUACUGCUGGCUCUCAAAGCAAGAAAAUCAACUAAAUACUCUUAAUAAAACUGCUUGUAUGGAAAGUUGUGGUGAACAAUCACCACAGAUAACGAAGAGGCGAGCGAAGGUGCGGCUGAUCCGAGGGUUGAGGCGUGCAGGUGUGAGACAGAGUCAAAGCAAGGCAGAUUACAGGAGAAGAUGAAGUUGGAGACGUAGCUGGAGCGAGCGACGUGGAGAAAAGCUGGAGCGCAGCUGUUUCGGAGCCCAUUCACCUAAACCAGGAACGAGGCAGAAUUCGAGUGGCGAUCGGUGCUUGGGCAAUUUAACCGCUGGGGCAGAUGGACUGAAAAGACAAGGUGUCAGGACCGGAGGCAAGGGUUGAGCUGGUUUUGCUCCGUGACGUUCUGCUUUGCUCUUGGUGCUGAGGCUGUCGUGCCCGAUCUGCUCCGGGCUUGGUGUCUGCGAGCUUUGUGGCAAUUUGCUUCUGUUUGAUGGACUGAGAUUAUGGGCCUACUCGAGCUGUUCCUGGCUUCGGUUUUAUGGUCUUAAUUUUGUUCUGAAUGCUGACGCUUGCUUAAUUGUUCCUUUUUCUGAGUUGGGUGUUGGUCUUUUUUUAAAAAUCACAUUCUUUGGGUUUCUUGUUUUGUGGCUGCCUGUAAGCUGGUGAAUCUAAGGUUGUAUAAUUUAUAUGUUGAUAAUAAAAUAUACUUUGAACUCAGCAGGUCAGGCAGCAUCUUUGGAGGGAAAUGAGCAGUUAACUGUUUGGGCAGAGACCUUUAAUCAGUGCUGGGUGAAGGGCUACAUUAGAAACUGUAACCUAGUUUCAAAGAAUUAUCCCACAUGAAGCUGGAAGGGAUUGUCUACAUGUAUGAACUGAAACGCAAAUGACUGUGUCUUUACAGGAUUUCAAGUGAAUGUGUUGCGUAUGCCUGUCUAUUGUAAUUUGUAAUAAUUGAUUAGAGCUCUAAAUUAGAUUAGAUUCAACUUUAUUGUCAUUGUGUCGAGUACAGAUGCAAAGCCAAUGAAACACAAUUAGCAUCUAACCAGAAGUGCAGAAGGAUAGUGUUAUUUACAAAAUAACUGUGAAUAAAAAGUAAGUGCUACAGCAUACAAAUAUAAAAGUACUGAGACAGUCCAAUAUGGGUGCAAUACUGCUUAGUGCUGUGACGUGAGGUUCAGCAGGAUCACAGCCUCAGGGAAGAAGCUUUUCCUGUGCCUGCUGGUGGAGGCUCCUGUAGCACCUACCAGAUGGGAGGAGAGUAAAAAGUCCAUGGUUAGGGUGAGAUGCAUCCUUGAUAAUGCUUUUCGCCCUGCCCUGGCAGCGUUUAUGGUAGAUGUUCUCAAUGGUGGGCAAUUGGGUGCUGAUAAUCCGCUGGGCAGUUUUCACCACACACUGGAAUGCUUUGCAGUCCGACACGGGACAAUUGCCAUACCACACUGUGAUGCAGUUGGUGAGUAUGCUCUCAAUGGUACAGCGGUAAAAGUCAGUCAGUAUCCUGGGUCAGAGGUGAGCUUUCUUGAUGCUCCGCAGGAAAUAAAGGCACUGUUGCGCCUUUUUGAUCAGGAUGGAGGAGUUCAGGGACCAGGCAAGAUCCUCGGAAAUGUGGACACCAAGGAAUUUGAAGCUUGAUACACGCUCCACUACAGCUCCGUUGAUGUAAAUCUGAGAUGCAUUACUAAUCUUUAUAAUUGAAACUACUUUCACUACAGGGGUGACAAAUUCCACCAUUUGGAAGUCGGUGGUCAGGCUAUUUUCAGGACUGGAACAAAAGUAAAUAUGGUGAAUUCUGCUUAAUUGGGCUACCAGUUAUUCAGGGUAACCACUCUUAAAGAACAAAAACUAAUUGAGAAAAUGGCCAGGAUUCCCUUCACUUAUUUGGGACACCAUACUGCUUCAUUGGAACGGGAGAGAGUUGCUGAACAGUUCCUAACUAACGUCAGUCAUGUGCACUUGUGUGACAGUUGGGACACUACACUAUACUUGGAGCAGACAGUUUUUCAAUUGUGACAGUUGCAUGUGUUAGUUCAAAAAAGCAGAAAUUUUGGCAAGAUAUAAGCGGUAAGACAAUUCAGAACUGCUUUGCUCACUAGUUUUGGGCACUGAGGCUUGGAGAUGCCAUGAAUGGGGGGGGGGAGUGAAAAUGAAACUAUUUCACAAGUUAGGAACUUCAAAUAAUUUUAAGAUAAUAACAAUCAUCUUGAAUGUAGCAAUGAAAAUUGAGAUUUGGAGGGGGCAGUUGGCAAAAGCAUUGUAUGAAGGUAUCUUCACUAGGUAUCUGCGCUGAUUUUGUUCAUUUGCAGUCAGUCAAAAGAAAAUGGUGGCAACAGUUCCUCUGUUAUCGAAUAGGAACCAAUACGUAGUUUUAUAGUACUGCAGAGGUAUUGAUGGUGGUCUAGUUUGUUCUGUACAUCACUUAAAUACAUAAAUUGUUACUUAUUUAAAGCUGCUCGGAAAUAUACCAGAGCCAUGUAUUUUUAGCUGGUCGUUCCGAAUGUGUAUCCUGUAGAAGUAGGUUGACAGUCGUGAUGUACUAUCCACAAGUUGGGAAGGGGAUUGAAUCCUGCUGUGCUUUGGUAUUGUAGUUACUGAUCUUAUUUGCUUUAUACAUUGCCCCUAUUCAUGCAUUUGCAAAUAUAUGUACGCUUCUAAGUUGAACACUUUGGAUCUAAAUUAGUACUUUUAAAUGUUUUUUUUAUCUGUCAGAUGAGAUCUUGAUGGACAGAAAGCCAAGAUUAUUCCUAAACUUCAACCUGCUCCACUUUGAAUUGAUGAGCUUUUUUCUGUGCAACAGCUGAAUGUAUUUUUCUGAUAAUUUUCUCCUUUAACCUUCAAGGAUGGGUGAGAUGUUCUCGAAUAACGAUGAAGCUGUGAUAAACAAGAAACUCCCAAAGGAACUGUUACUCCGGAUAUUCUCCUUUCUGGAUGUAGUCACCUUGUGUCGCUCUGCUCAAGUCUCCAGGUAUUGGAAUGUCCUGGCACUGGAUGGUAGUAACUGGCAACGGAUCGACCUGUUUGACUUCCAAAGAGAUAUAGAGGGCCGAGUAGUAGAGAAUAUUUCCAAAAGAUGUGGCGGCUUUUUACGGAAGCUUAGUUUGCGAGGAUGCCUUGGAGUGGGAGACAACUCUUUAAGAACCUUUGCUCAGAAUUGCAGGAAUAUCGAACAGUUAAAUCUGAAUGGAUGCACAAAAAUCACAGAUGCAACCUGUACUAGUCUCAGUAAAUUUUGUUCCAAGCUAAGAAGUUUAGACUUGGCUUCAUGCACAUCUAUCACAAAUCUUUCUUUGAAGGCUCUGAGUGAGGGAUGUCCACUUCUAGAACAGCUGAAUAUAUCCUGGUGUGAUCAGGUGACGAAGGACGGAAUUCAAGCCCUGGUGAGAGGCUGCGGUGGUCUGAAGGCUCUGUUUCUUAAAGGAUGUACACAGCUUGAAGAUGAAGCUUUGAAAUAUAUUGGUGCUCACUGUCCUGAGUUGGUCACCCUGAACCUACAGACUUGCUCUCAGAUCACAGAUGAGGGGUUGAUAACGAUUUGCAGAGGAUGUCAUAAACUGCAGUCACUCUGUGUCUCUGGUUGCAGUAACAUCACUGAUGCUAUUUUGAAUGCAUUGGGACAGAACUGCAUUCGACUUAGAAUAUUAGAGAUUGCUAGAUGUUCACAGUUAACUGAUGUGGGAUUUACCACAUUAGCCCGGAAUUGCCAUGAGCUUGAGAAGAUGGACCUGGAAGAAUGUGUUCAGAUUACAGACAAUACUCUAAUUCAGCUUUCUAUUUACUGUCCACGGCUCCAAGUGCUGGUGAGUAGGAACAGAACAAGUAUUCACUGUGCCAAGUCUGGUCGCUGAUGAGGUUGUGGCUCCAUACGUCCACAAGUGUUCAAUAACCCUUAAUAUCCUUACUUAACAGACAGCUUUGUCUCUGUUUUGGAACUUUUGAAUUUAAUCCAGGAUUCAUGGUUUUAGCAAAAUGGCAAGUUCCAGGUUUCUAUUAAUCCUGAACGAAAACAUUUCUGACAUCACUCCUAAUGAGCCU